GCCGGGGGAGCCCGCGCCGCCCCGCCGAACCAGGAGGAAGGCCGCCGAGCAGCGCGCCCGCCCGGCCCGUCCCCGCCGCCCUGCCCCAUGCCCCAGCGACGCUGAGCCUCCCGCAGCCCGAACAUGGCCACCACGGCAACGUGCACCCGCUUCACCGACGAGUACCAGCUCUACGAGGAGCUCGGCAAGGGAGCCUUCUCUGUGGUCCGCAGAUGUGUAAAGAAAAAUUCCUCACAGGAAUAUGCUGCAAAAAUCAUCAACACCAAAAAACUGUCAGCCAGAGCAGAAUUUGAACCUGUAUGGACACCUGAUGCAGUAACUGCUACUUGGAGAGUCAGCAUCUUGCUGUAUAGCCCAUUGCUGCUUCACAGAGAUUUUGCCUGCUGUAGUGCUUUCCUUGAUUCUCUUCAAGAUCACCAGAAACUGGAACGUGAAGCUCGAAUUUGCCGGCUUCUAAAGCAUCCAAAUAUUGUGCGACUCCAUGACAGUAUUUCAGAAGAAGGUUUCCAUUACCUCGUCUUUGAUCUGGUCACUGGUGGGGAGCUCUUUGAGGAUAUUGUUGCUAGAGAAUACUACAGUGAAGCAGAUGCCAGCCACUGUAUUCAUCAGAUACUGGAGAGUGUGAAUCACAUUCACCAGCAUGAUAUUGUGCACAGGGACUUGAAGCCUGAAAAUUUACUACUAGCGAGUAAAUGUAAGGGUGCUGCUGUCAAACUGGCUGACUUUGGACUGGCUAUAGAAGUCCAGGGAGAGCAGCAGGCCUGGUUUGGGUUUGCUGGUACUCCAGGCUACCUCUCCCCUGAAGUCUUAAGAAAAGAUCCUUAUGGAAAACCAGUGGAUAUAUGGGCAUGUGGAGUGAUUCUGUACAUAUUACUAGUGGGGUACCCUCCCUUUUGGGAUGAAGAUCAGCACAAACUCUAUCAGCAGAUCAAAGCCGGAGCCUAUGACUUCCCAUCACCUGAGUGGGACACUGUGACUCCUGAAGCCAAGAAUUUGAUCAACCAGAUGCUGACGAUAAACCCAGCAAAGCGCAUCACAGCUGACCAGGCUCUCAAACACCCAUGGGUUUGUCAACGAUCCACUGUUGCAUCAAUGAUGCACAGGCAGGAGACUGUGGAAUGCUUGAGAAAGUUCAAUGCUAGAAGGAAGCUAAAGGGUGCAAUCCUUACAACGAUGCUUGUGUCUCGGAAUUUUUCAGCUGCCAAAAGCCUGCUGAACAAGAAGUCAGAUGGAGUGAAGCCACAGAGCAACAACAAAACCAGUAUAGUAAGCACUGCAAAAGAAACAUCCCCAGUGCAGACGUCCAUGGAGCCUCAAACAACUGUUGUCCAUAAUGCUACAGAUGGCAUAAAGGGUUCCACAGAGAGCUGUAAUACCACAACUGAAGAUGAGGAUCUGAAAGCUCCCCCUCUCUCCACCGGGGACGGCAGCUCAGUGCUUGAAGGACGGAGGCACAGUGAGAGCAAAACACAGACUGAGUCCAUGCAGUCCCAGCUUUCUCUCUGUUUCUCAGCCAUGCGUAAGCAAGAGAUCAUUAAGAUAACAGAGCAGCUGAUAGAGGCCAUCAACAAUGGAGAUUUUGAGGCAUAUACAAAAAUCUGUGAUCCUGGCUUGACCUCAUUUGAACCUGAAGCACUGGGGAACCUGGUUGAAGGAAUGGAUUUCCAUAAGUUUUACUUUGAAAACUUGCUGUCGAAGAACAGCAAGCCAAUCCACACGACCAUCCUGAACCCCCACGUCCACGUCAUCGGGGAGGACGCCGCGUGCAUCGCGUACAUCCGCCUGACGCAGUACAUCGACGGCCAGGGCCGGCCCCGCACCACGCAGUCGGAGGAGACCCGUGUCUGGCACCGCCGAGAUGGCAAGUGGCUCAAUGUCCACUACCACUGCUCUGGAGCUCCUGCAGCACCUCUCCAGUGAGGAUCAAAUACGGCAACUUGUGGAGAUACUCAGCUGGAGGGCAAUAUCUUCUUAGCAAGCAGCUCUGGAGUGCCUGAGUGACAGCAACGGUCAUGUCUGUUUUGACAUUAAAAAAAUAAAUACAAAUUACAAACAGGCAGCAGCCAAAUGCACGAAACCCUGCAUGCAUCUGAUGCUCCGGGCACUGCCUUUCUGUUGUUUUCCAUGGAUCCAUCGUGUCUGUUUCUGCUGUAUGAAGGUGUUUUUAAAUCUAAAAAAAUAAAAAGACAUGUUGUUUGUAUAAAAUAAUGAAAAACAGGAAUAAUGCUAAAUAAAUGACAGAUUAUCCAACAUGCCCCCUCCCCCAGGGCUAAGAAAGUGGCAGCAGCCAGAACAUCUUUCAGAAAUGAAGUAAGGGGGAAAGCAAAAGUGAAGGAGAGAAAGAGAGAGGGAGAGCAAGAAAGGAGGCGGCUUGAACAGCGGAUGGCUGAACUGUGCUCCGCAAAGCGAUGGUGGAAGUUAAUACCGCAUUCAGGCUGUGCCGCAGCUGCAGUCGGUGAGAGGUGGCAAGGAGACCCCAGAGGAGCCAGUGUGAAGACUGGGGUUCAAGAGAGAGGAGGUGCUUCUCUUCCUGUUGCCCAGCAGUCUGACUUCAGCCUGUUUCUUUGAUUUCUGCACAGCAAGAACGCUACGGAAACCUGGUUGCUCGGCUGCUGGAUCCCAAAACAGACUUUUUUUUCCCUUUUUUUUCCCUUUUUUUUUUUUUUUUUUUAA
This is a messenger RNA of Cinclus cinclus, 2673 nucleotides long. RefSeq names its product calcium/calmodulin dependent protein kinase II gamma (gene CAMK2G). The coding region runs from base 124 to 1920 and encodes 598 amino acids. NCBI's taxonomy places the organism in Eukaryota, Metazoa, Chordata, Aves, Passeriformes, Cinclidae. The transcript is spliced from 22 exons. Gene Ontology annotation, cellular component: cytoplasm; neuron projection. Gene Ontology annotation, molecular function: calmodulin binding; calcium/calmodulin-dependent protein kinase activity; ATP binding. The record is from RefSeq and is a predicted model, not a curated record. Gene Ontology annotation, biological process: protein phosphorylation.